Benincasa hispida (wax gourd) is the source of this 1129-nucleotide messenger RNA. RefSeq names its product adenine phosphoribosyltransferase 3-like. The record is from RefSeq and is a predicted model, not a curated record. NCBI's taxonomy places the organism in Eukaryota, Viridiplantae, Streptophyta, Magnoliopsida, Cucurbitales, Cucurbitaceae. Gene Ontology annotation, cellular component: cytosol; cytoplasm. Gene Ontology annotation, biological process: adenine salvage. Gene Ontology annotation, molecular function: adenine phosphoribosyltransferase activity.
AGAAGUUGUUGUGUUUUAAAUUCUAGUGCAGAGAUCUCUCUUCCCUCUCUCUUCAGUCUUCACUUCCAUUUCCCUCUUCUCUCUCAUCCAUCACUAUCACCUUUUCCCCUCUCUUCCACUAUAUAAAUCUCUCUUCCCAGAGAGGGAGAGAGAGACAGAGAAACAGGGAAAGAGAAAUUUCUUUUCGUUUCAUUUCGUUUCUUCAAGUCUCCGAUUACAAAGCAAUGUCGGCCAUUGAAGACGAAGAUCCUCGCAUCCACGGCAUCCGAACCAAAAUCCGAGUCGUUCCUGAUUUUCCAAAACCAGGCAUCAUGUUCCAAGACAUUACGACUCUGUUGCUCGAACCGAAAGCGUUCAAGGAUGCGAUUGAUAUGUUCGUUGAGCGAUACAAAGGGAAAAACAUCACCGUCGUUGCAGGAAUUGAGGCCCGAGGAUUUAUUUUUGGUCCUCCAAUUGCGUUGGCUAUUGGAGCCAAGUUUGUGCCACUGAGAAAACCAAAGAAAUUGCCCGGUGAAGUUAUAUAUGAAGAGUACGUGUUGGAAUAUGGAAGGGAUUGCCUGGAAAUGCAUGUUGGGGCUGUGGAGGCUGGCGAACGUGCUUUGGUUGUCGAUGACUUGAUUGCCACUGGUGGCACCCUCUGUGCAGCCAUCAAUUUACUUGAACGAGCUGGAGCUGAAGUGGUUGAAUGUGCUUGCAUAAUUGAAUUACCGGAUUUAAAGGGUCGAGAGAAAUUAAGUGGGAAACCACUGCACAUUUUGGUCGAGUAUCGACGUGGUUAAAUCCCCGCAAGUGACGCCUAUAAAACAAGAUGUGUACAUUAGAGGACACCCAUUUCUCGUCGGAUUCAUUUUGAUCUCUCAGCUCUCACUGUUUGUUCCUCAGCUUCUUGCUUUUUGCUCUAUUUAAUCAUUGAAUUUUUAUGUUUUGGAAACUUUCGAGUUUCCCAUGAAGGGGGGGAAAAAAAACCCAUGUGAUUUCUUUCGACUUGCAUUUUUCCUUUAACUUGGAGCUUUUUUCUUGGGGGCUUUGCAGAGAGUUCAAUAUUGAAUGGUUCAUUUGUUGCUGAAGGUAUGAUUUGGGGGAAGAAAUAGAAUGUUAAUUUGAUUUGUAUAUAUCUAUGUUUUUUUCA